Molecule: messenger RNA, 747 nt
Organism: Lindgomyces ingoldianus
Lineage: Eukaryota; Fungi; Ascomycota; Dothideomycetes; Pleosporales; Lindgomycetaceae
Exons: 6
Coding region: 1-747 (248 amino acids)
Source: RefSeq, a predicted model, not a curated record
AUGACUCAUCGCCUUUGUUACCACAUGCUCAUUGACCUUCUUGGGCUUGAAAACGAUCUGGUGUGGCUAUUUUAUUUUCAGAAUAUUGAGGUAGAUGAGGCAGCGAGAUUCCUAGCGCUAUCCAUUAAGGUGCAGUAUUCUCUAGAAGUAUCAGUAAGCAUUUAUAGCGGUGCCUCAUAUGGUCACUUCUGUAUUGGAACUUUGAAGCUUAGAGGUAGGCCAUUGGAGAAGAUCUUGGUAAUCAUCUACCAGAAAUUAUGCCUCCAAUUUUCGACUUAUAAUCGUAUAAUGUCACGGUCGCCUUUCAGCGUCAUUCCCGGUAGCAGCAGCACCCCAUUUUGCCAGUUUCCUCACGGGAUGGCGGUCAUUUUCAGUUGGAUAGCACGCAGCAGUGGUAACAAGGCUAUUCGUAGGACCAACAGCCAAGCUGAGAAAACAGUUAUGCCGAACACGACUGAGCAAAGGAAACUGAGCACGGAAUACCCAAAUCAACACCAACGACCCAUGGAAAGCAAUAAACCCACCCCCCUGUCCGUCGCUGUCGUACCAUGUGAUGCAAUGGAAGAAAAUAGCCUAAGAUACGAGCCACCCCAGCGUGACGGAAGAAAUGAACUGAGUUAUAUUGAUAUGGAAGAGAUAGCCAAUAGGUCGACCCUUGUUCCGAACCAGCCUCUGGAUCGCUCACUCGUUGGGCUUGCCGACGAGAUGCCAGUCUUGUCCAAUUUCGUAGCUGAACCAUUACAGUGA